AUGGCUGAAACCUUAAGAAGGCUGGAGAGGACAGAAAUGCAGAUGUGGAGAAGAAUAGUGGGAGUAUCCUUGAUGAAUGGUUUAAGUAAUGAAGAUUUAGGAAUAGAGGAGUUGAAAAGUGGUAUAACCAAGCUCACCUGGGAAGAAGUGUUUUCAAAAGACAUGAGGGCAUUGGGCCAGAAACCGAAACUGACCCAGAAUAGAGAAGAAUGGAAAAGACGGUUAAAUGUCUUGAUAUCCGCUCUGAACUUCGUAAGUGAUGGAGAAAUAGUCAGAGAAGUAGGUAGAGUGUUCCAGAAAAAAGGGCCAAAAAAAGCAAAAGCAGAUUUAGCAAAAGAGUGUUUAACACGAGUUAAGAAGAAGCGAGAACAAGAAGACGAUCGUAGACGUAAAUCCUAA
Molecule: messenger RNA, 399 nt
Organism: Helobdella robusta
Lineage: Eukaryota; Metazoa; Annelida; Clitellata; Rhynchobdellida; Glossiphoniidae
Exons: 3
Coding region: 1-399 (132 amino acids)
Source: RefSeq, a predicted model, not a curated record